AUGUGGGCCAGGAAUAUUGCAGAGAUUUUCAAGUCUUCUCAGUCUGAGGAAGAAGUGGAAGGGGAGGAGGCCUUGAUGUAUCUGGCAAGGCGCUACAAGGGGCUGACGGUGAACGCAUGUGCCCAUGCCAUCUUCUUCUGCAGACUUCUUCAUGCCUUGAGGCCAAGCAAGACUGAGAAGGCUUUUCCAGGUUCCUUGGCAGACAACUGUGGCCUGAAGGUUGGGAUUAUCGGGGGGGGCCACCUUGGAAAGCAGCUGGCUCAAGUGCUGCUGACUCUGAGCUGGACUCCAUGCUGCAGUAUCCGCAUUUCCACCAAGCGCCCGGAGAGCCUGGCAGAGCUGCAGGAGCAGGGGGUCGGCUGCUUUUACGACAAUGCUCAGCUGGUGGCCUGGGCAGAUGUGGUCUUUCUCUGCUGCCUCCCGUCGCAAGUGCUGACCGUCUGCUCCGUUAUUCGGCCAGCCAUCCGGAAACCCUGCCUUGUGUACAGCCUCGUCACGGCUGUCCCGCUCCGCAGGUUGAAGCAACUCCUUUCCUACAGUGCCAUCGUGAGGCCGCAGUACCAGUGCUGUGGCAGGGAGCCCAUCAAUGAAUGGAGGUCGACCGGGACAGUCACAGCAGCACUGCAAGACCCUGCUGUUGUACAGGCAACGUGUCCCUGCAGUUCCCAAGGGAAAAUCAGAGUCAACACCAAGUGGUUGGUGGCUUGUUUCUAUGCUGCAUUGAACAGCAGCAUGUGGCAGCGCCUGCCUCACCAGAAAGCACUGAAAUUACUCAAUGACCUGUGUUUUCCUGAACACUGUCCCAUCUGUGCAGAAGAGAAAACUUCCUGCCCACGGUUUGUGUGUGAGAGUUUUGUCAGCAAAACAUUUGCCUCUUCAAUGGCUCAGGAAGAAACCUUCCCCUGGUUUGACCUAACCGCUGCGCAGCUGAGAGAGUCUCCCUUUAGCCAGCUGCUAGAAGGGAGCGCGGCUGUGCGGAGCCAUCUCGCUCGGCUGUACCUGGGGGCCUUUGGGGACUGGCCUAGAGAGCAACGCGGGCUGGCGAGCACUGACACAGCUCUCACUUCAGCUGCAGUGGAGCCUGGUGUGAUGGUGGAUCACAAGACCUUGUUCUCUGCAACUGCUGCUGAGAUUUCAUCAAAAAAAAUGGAGGAAACUACUGACAAUGAUUCUAAAUAA
Messenger RNA from Tinamus guttatus (white-throated tinamou), 1179 nucleotides. RefSeq names its product NADP dependent oxidoreductase domain containing 1 (gene NOXRED1). Gene Ontology annotation, biological process: L-proline biosynthetic process. NCBI's taxonomy places the organism in Eukaryota, Metazoa, Chordata, Aves, Tinamiformes, Tinamidae. Gene Ontology annotation, molecular function: pyrroline-5-carboxylate reductase activity. The record is from RefSeq and is a predicted model, not a curated record.